UGUCACUGGUUUUUAAAAGGCUGACGUUCAAAUUAUGUGAUGAAGUCAAGUCUGUUGCUCAAUGUCUAAUUCCUCUGUGUGGAAAACAAGGGGACACACAGCCCAGUGAACACAGGCUGAACACAGGCUCUCUGUGUUUCUCUGGGACGGCUUUCGUUGAGCUGAUAAAGUUAUUUACUGGAUUUAGCCUCUGAAGAUAAUCAAACAUUAUAUUUUUAAAAGUAGUUAAAAGUCUACAGAGCUGGGUUUUCAGUGGUGAGGAGCUGACAUGUGGUGAGUUCCACUGUGGGAGGCCAUAGUGCUGGUGCACUGGCUGCUUACAGUAUGGGGCUGCAUGGCGUGGCUGCCCACCUCCUUCGCCUGGGGGAACUUCAGCGUGCUGGCGGUGGGCGUGUGGGCCGUCGCACAGAGGGACUCCAUCGACGCCGUGCUCAUGUUCCUGGUCGGGAUGAGUCUGACGAUACUGACCGACAUCAUCCACUUUGGGAUUUACUACGACCUGAACGAGUCGCUGCCGCUUCGGGCGAAGGACUUGUUCCACUUCAGCGCAGGGAUGGCCAUUCUCAACCUGCUGCUCAAACCCGUGACCUGCUUCUUCGUUUACCAAAUGUACCGCGAGCGAGGAGGAGACUACAACGUCAACUUCGGUUUCCCCUCUGUAUCACGGACCAGAGACGCCUACCAGUCCAUCGACCAGCAGGAAGAGUCCUCCGCCCCGGCCAACCCCUUCAACCAGGCCGAGGAGAGCAAACCAGCAGUGCGCACAUACUGAGUGAACCACACACUGUUUCUCCUCUGACACUCUAUGCAGCAGUGCUCAGGGGCAACUCUCACAAAUCGAUUCAGUCCGUUUGUUUCCCGUACAAGUCGCUCGGCUGCAGCGCUGAAAAACAAAUUGAAUUCCUUUAUUAUGGUAAACCGGCCCGGUCUGGGUUUUAAAAUGAAAAGUGGCGUAAUUAAACCCAUCGUAACUUUGUGUGUUGGAAGGUGGGAAAGUUUUUCUUUUUUCUGGUGAGCUCAUUCAUCACUGCUGAAUAAAUACUGGCUCCAGCAGUCCUGGGCUGUGUGGCUACUAUUUUUAGUGGAACUGUUAUUUUGUAGGAGUUUCACUGGUUUACUUUUCCCAAGUGUCUUGUUAUUUUUUUACAAAUGUGGCGUUUACAGACAUUACGAGUCAAUUGUGUUUCUGUAAAUGUUUAAAGACUCGUGCUCUGCUAUAGGAUAUUGUUCUUUUCCUGUUUGUGUUUUCUUUACGACGCAGUAACACUUUUUAACACCGGAGUUUGUCAAGCCUGAGAAACGACCAAAGCUGGAGUCUGAUUGGUUUGUUUGUGUUGAUCUAUACAAAAUCCUGAUGAAAACAGCACUGUGUGAAAUAUACGUUUUUUAAAUGAUAGAGGAAGAAUCUUCCCUGUUUAUAUAUAACAACAUGUUCAACCAGUUCAAAUGUAUCAUUCCCUAGAUUGUCCUUAAUAUAAUGUAAAUCUCUUUUUUCGAGGAUGUGAAGACAGUCCCCUUAAAGGGAAGGUCUGCUCAUUUUCAACCUGGGCCCUGUGUUUAUCGAUGUGGGAAUGAAUGGUGCUUCACAAAAACAACAACUUCAGAAUCAGUCCAGUAGAACGUCUCCAUCAGAAGCUGCAGUACAAUGUAAUCCUAUGGGGCAACUGCGACCGUCCAUGAAAUGUCCCCUAAAAGGCUCAAAUUGAUGUAUCAGGUCUUUCCUAAGAGUCUGGCUUGUAAGUUUUGUAAGAACCUUUAGAGUUAGGUUGAAAAAUAACAGAAUUCCCCUGCAUUAGAUUGCACACACUCAUCGAAAUCUAUUGCCUAAAUGUGCCGGACGGUAAAAUUGUGACAUUUUUGAAAGUCCUGCGUCCGUCCCCUUCAUCCAGAUCCACAUCUACACUUAUUGGGAUCUUUUUUGACUCUUUUUUGAGUUGUGUGGUUGUUUUUGUGUAAAUCCUGCUGACGAUCAAAUUGACCAUCAAGAAACAACCGACAGGGGGUGAAAACAUAACCUCUCAGUCCUGAUCCUGACAAACUGCUUAUCAGAAGAUGUUCCUGUGAUGUACAAGCAGCAGAUAUGAGACAUUGAUUUAACAUCACCAAUGAUACGUGACUUUGAAUCUUUAUAUUUCCCCAGCAGCUCUGUGCACGUCAUUCCCUGAAGAGAACAUGAAGUGUGUACUCUUCAGUGUGUACUCUCUCUGUUAAACACUGAGGUCAGAGCUGUGGCUGCCGACUUCCCUGAGCGAUUUCCCCAAUUUGUAUUUUUUGUAUUUUUAACACUCGGUUCUCUUUUGAAAGUGUGUCGAGCUCAAAGUUCCUGUUUUUAGAUCCCAAUUAGUGUAAGUGACAGAGCAGAGAUGUGGUAACUGUGGAUGUGUGAAGCAAUCAUUGCUCAGCGCUGUGAGAACCGGACGUAAGGUCAGAACUUUAAACUUCAGUUUGUUGCAAUUGUAUUUUUUUGAAGUUACACAAUCAACACUAAUGUUCAUUUCUACUUCUUGUAUGACUGUGGAUUGAGAACAUAGACUGUAAAUAAAGAUGCACAACACAUCUCCA
Messenger RNA from Pleuronectes platessa (European plaice), 2562 nucleotides. RefSeq names its product angiotensin II receptor-associated protein (gene agtrap). Gene Ontology annotation, biological process: regulation of blood pressure; angiotensin-activated signaling pathway. Gene Ontology annotation, cellular component: plasma membrane. The transcript is spliced from 5 exons. Bases 335 to 772 code for a protein of 145 amino acids. NCBI's taxonomy places the organism in Eukaryota, Metazoa, Chordata, Actinopteri, Pleuronectiformes, Pleuronectidae. The record is from RefSeq and is a predicted model, not a curated record.